GCAGCAUGGGAAGUAGCAGAGCUAAGCAUUCCUGAUUGAUUUUCAUGCAUUAUCUGACUGACUAGAAUUAUUUUUUCAAUAUUGGUCAUUUCUAUAUGCAUGUGCUAUCUGCAGCUGGUUAGGCUACUUUGUGAUUUGACCCGGAAUACUCAGUGUGAGGCCCUAGCUAUACCCACUGUCAACAUGGAUGACGAGCUACCUGCCAUUCAGGAGGAGGUGGAGGAGGAGGUGUCCGUCUUGGACCUGGGCACCCCCCAAUUUGAAAUCCCCUUAUCACCUGCUUCAGAGGAGUUGUGGGACUCAUUCCCCUCAAGCAAGUUCAUCUGUGGUGGCUGUGGUAAGGAGUACACGUCCAUUGCGCGUCUUACCAAGCACAUGCAAGUCCAUGACCCCAGUAGACCCUACGAGUGUGUGUCUUGCGGCUGGCGCUACCUGAAGUAUUUCCAUCUCAGGGCGCACGAGGAGGUGCACAAGAAGGUGAGGAUGAAGCAGCAGAGAACACACAACAACAGACAGCACAACCGUGAACUCCUAAAGUCCCUGCUGCAGCUCCCCUGUGCCACCCUAGUGCCUCCUCCUGUGCCUGUCAUCAACCAGCAGUCUUUGUUACCCACCAUCACUCCAGAGCCGGCCCACCAGCACCAGGCCCACCACGACCAUCCGUACGCCAGCAGGCACAUGGGGGUGGCGAAGAUGCCAGUGGAGAGGAGGAAGACCCAGGAGGUCUCCUGGCUGCUGGAUGUCUCCAGGAAGAUUGCCGCACUCCCAGACCCUCCCUCGCCCAGAAGACAAAAUCUCGAUCUCACUGCAUGCCAUUGCAAUGACUACAAUGGAAGAAAGGAGCCCAGGGUGGUCUGCAGACUUCCUGACGGUUGCAAGAGAGCUGCGUUUGAUAUCGAAGUGGUACUGUAAUCCCGUUUGCCAAGAAGCUCUUGAGGACAUAUAUGGAUCAGAGGUGUGCUCUGUUUUUCCAGCACUUACAAUAAUCUUGCUUCCAGAGUUGUAUAAAGUAGAAGUAGAAGUACUCUUGUCAAUGUAAUUCCAACACCAGUGGUGUGAUAUUACAUGGUUUCCACUUUGUAA
Molecule: messenger RNA, 1083 nt
Organism: Engraulis encrasicolus (European anchovy)
Lineage: Eukaryota; Metazoa; Chordata; Actinopteri; Clupeiformes; Engraulidae
Product: zinc finger protein 652-like
Exons: 2
Coding region: 100-912 (270 amino acids)
Biological process (GO): regulation of transcription by RNA polymerase II
Cellular component (GO): nucleus
Molecular function (GO): RNA polymerase II cis-regulatory region sequence-specific DNA binding; DNA-binding transcription activator activity, RNA polymerase II-specific
Source: RefSeq, a predicted model, not a curated record